AUGUGGAUCCCACUCGUUUGCUUGUGCUACCUCCCUCUCGGGCCUCUCUAUAUAAACCUUGAGCUAAUCCCAUCUCAGUUUUACUCCGACAUACAGUUCGGCUUCCGACGUUUUCAAGCCCCUGCAACACGAAUCUUCGCAAAGCGGUCUGUCUUUCUCUUGCAUGUCCCGCCGAGUCCAAUUGCUUGCUGGUUGCUGUCCUGGAUGCCACAGCUCGUUAGCUCCUUGCUACAGCGAUUGCUGCCAGAGUGGUUCUUGCCGACAACUGUCAUUCUGAAGGAGCGAAAUCCCGCCAAGGCAGAUAGCUACGAAAACGAAUUAGCGGCAUACGAGCACCUUCAACAGCUCCAGGGCCACUGCAUCCCACGCUUGUUUGGCCAGGCCGCCAUCCACGACGACAGGCAGACAAGAUACCAGAUGAGCAAGCUGCCGAUUCCUGGUAUGCUUCUGGAAAAGGUCGAAGGAGUGCCGUUGCACAAUCUUCCUGCUGAGGAGCUGGGGGAUCGCCUUCUCGAACAGCUCCAGGAGACGUACAGACUCCUUACAGAGGAGGGCGUUGUUCAUGGGGACCCAAACCUUCACAACUUUGUACGUGUCAACAACGAGAGGACGGUUGCUAUCGACUUUGAGUUUUCCUACCCUCUUCCUAGUGAUGUAAGGAAUGAACACGACUUCGAGACCUUGAAAGACGAGAUUGAACGGCAAAGGAAGACGGCAGAGGGGCGGUAA
Molecule: messenger RNA, 729 nt
Organism: Sordaria macrospora k-hell
Lineage: Eukaryota; Fungi; Ascomycota; Sordariomycetes; Sordariales; Sordariaceae
Source: RefSeq, a predicted model, not a curated record